Messenger RNA from Westerdykella ornata, 778 nucleotides. RefSeq lists its product as uncharacterized. The record is from RefSeq and is a predicted model, not a curated record. The coding region runs from base 144 to 656 and encodes 170 amino acids. The transcript has a single exon. NCBI's taxonomy places the organism in Eukaryota, Fungi, Ascomycota, Dothideomycetes, Pleosporales, Sporormiaceae.
GGAGUAAUCACCGCGCUUAGCUGCGUCCGUCGCCCAGUGGCCUUGCUUCCGAUCCUCCUUGGAGAUGCGAGAAUUAUUAGGAUGGGAUAUCCUGUCUGCAACAUUUCGACACCCUCGUCGGUCCACCCCAGAACCACGCCUCCAUGUCUUCCAACGAAAGAGAGGGGCGCUCCUGCGACGACGGAAUUGCUUGCAUGGAGGUGAGGCGGGCGUUGCGGCGUCGUCCCCUAUCUGGCAGCCCAAUGCGGCACCAACCCCAGAGAGCGGUGGAAGAGCCGUCACAAGACUCACCACAGCCGCGUCCUCCCUGCGAUGAUAAUGAUAGUAAUAAUAUCAUAACAUGGCAGCCCUCACACACCCAUGCGCGAUCGGUGAGUUGGUUCGUCUCUUCUGUCGCUCGCCCUGGACGGACGAUGCAGCCUAAAGCCGCACGGCGGGUCACACAUGGGUCUCCAUGGAUGCUCCGCCUGCAUCUGCGACCAGCGUUCUCGAUUGCGGAUGGCUGUUCCAAGGUUGCGACGAGUGACACACCACGACUGUUUGAUCGGUCUACGAGAAAGGCUCGUGUUCCAAGACGACAUUCGUAUCGCCUCGAGCAACUCCCUUGCACUCUUGCUGCCGUCGACUUGUCCGCAUGUGCGGGGCCCCAGCAUUAAAAAAGCCGGCGUGUCACACAACAGGCUUCGUUAAUCUAACCCUGCCCCGAUGAGGCAAUGGCUAACGACAAGCUCGUUUUGCUUCGUGCCGGCCCGUGAUCUCGUGCCACAUGGUGCGGGCU